Neltuma alba is the source of this 820-nucleotide messenger RNA. RefSeq lists its product as uncharacterized. NCBI's taxonomy places the organism in Eukaryota, Viridiplantae, Streptophyta, Magnoliopsida, Fabales, Fabaceae. The transcript has a single exon. The record is from RefSeq and is a predicted model, not a curated record. Bases 8 to 400 code for a protein of 130 amino acids.
UCUAGGGAUGCGAGUGUGUGUGUGCGGGUUUAGGCAGCAAGUGAGGAUGACGACCCUUGUCCGGAACGGCACCCUCACUUUUAGCCGCCGCUACAGAUACGAGCCUCUGGGACUCAAGUCCGUCAGCUACAGACGCAGAAGAGCCAAACAAAGGCAAAUCUUUCUCACUACCUACAGGCUAAGUUCCUUCUCCCAAGAUUUCCCAGAUUCCAAACCCCCUUCUUCUUCUUCUUCUUCACCUCCUAAGCUCAAGAAGGUGGCUGUCAAGGUUAAGAAAAUGGUCAACUCUGUUCUCGUCUUCAUGCGAACUGGUUCCUUCAGAUCCUGCAGUUCUAAGUCCGCCAUCUCAGCUUCCUCCCCUGCACCAUCAUCCAACACCAAAACGUUUUACUGGCCCUGAUUUGCUUCAAUCAGACAUGGCGCAACGCACACUGUGAGUGAUGAAGACUUGCAGUAUUUGGGUUUUUAGAGAUAUGAAGGCAAAUUAGCAGGAUUUAGGAUCACCCCUGUUGCUUGCUGCGUCAUCUUCUUUCAGGUUAUGACGGCAAAGACCAAUAAGCAAGCAGUUUAGUUUAGCGGGUGUUACCUUGUUGUCACAGGGUUUAAAAUUUCAGUUAUUACCAUAUGUAUUUGUCUAUAUCUAGCGAUUAAUAUGAUGCUACCUUGAAAGUUAUGUGCUCGAUGAUCCCAGAAUAGAGUUCCUUCUGCGAUUUGGGUCGCCGUCAUAUAUACAAGGCAAUUCAAAUAGCAUUAAAGAUGCUUAUAGGUUGGAAUGGAAGUCUAAUUUGAGUUAACUUGGAUAAUUUUUAUGGGAGUUUCA